CCGAAAAUAGGGAAUCUUGCUUGUGUUGAUCGAUAGGUUUUCGGUAUUCUGGCGAUAUUUUUACGCAUUUUUUGUAAAGAAAUUGUACUAACACUACUUAAUUAAUUUAGUUUGAUAAUAAUUACAUGGCUAUAAGUCGGAAGUAAAUUUCCUUUUGCUAUAUUAGUUGGUGAAAUCCCGUUACACAUAUUUUGUUUCUGCCACGUUUUGUGGAAAUAGUUUUUUAGUUUUAGUGUGAAAAUGUUUCUUUUUGUUUAAUAACCCCAGUUUAUAUCAGAAACCACAAUGUCGAGCAUGUCAGAUCGCAAGGCGGAGCUGGAGCGCAAAAAGGCUAAGCUCCAGGCUCUCCGUGAGGAAAAGGAUCGCCGCCGCAGGGAGAAGGAACAGAAAGAUGCUGAAGAAGCUUUGCAGCGUGCCUCCACCACCUCCAGCCUGGACAGUCGGCGCGAUCUGGAUGAGAUGCUGUCUUCCCUUGGAGUAGCUCCUGUAAAGGAUGUGCUCUCAUCCUUGUCUUCCAUGACAUCACUGACACCGCCACAGACUGCAUCACCAGAUGCUAGUCUGCCACAUACUGAUAAGUCCAGUUUGCCUGCUCAUGGUGGGCCGAAGAAAGCUCCUACCUUGCAAGUGGUGUCGGUCCAGUCCACAGACAUUCCACCAAAGGAGAAUGUGACAUAUGCCAAGCAGACGCAGACCACUGCAUCAGGUGUCAGCGAACUGCGCGAUGGAUACAUGGAGGACUGGUGGCGGCCGCGCAAAGCACACGCAACCGACUACUACGAUGAGUACAAUCUAAACCCGGGUUUAGAGUGGGAGGACGAAUUCACAGUGCUUACAUUCGACGGCGACGGCGCUCGGCAAGGCGAUGAGGAGGAAGCGGCGUUCCAUGGCAAGCUCCCGCCCGGCAUACUGCCGCACGGCCUGCCCACCGUCAAGGAAGUCCAGCCCGCCGUCACUGUCGAGCCACAGGAGAAGAAGGAUGAGGAGAAAGAGAAGAAAGUUCGGGAGCUGAGCGCAGAUGAGAAGCAGACGAUCAUGCUGUCGGCGGAGUUCCAGCGGUUCAUGUCGAAGGCCGGCCGAGUCAUCGAGCGCGCCCUGGCGGAGUCCGUCGACAUCUACACAGACUACACCGGCGGCGGUGAUAGCGAGAAUGCUCUCGACGACAAGUCGGUGGCGCGGCUGUCCCUGGUCCGCACGUUCUGGGACGAGCGCUGGUCGCGCGGGCGCUGCGUGACGUGCGCCGACUGGUCGGCCGCGCACCCCGAGCUCCUGCUGGCCUCCUACCACAACUCCGACGACGCGCCGCACGACCCUGACGGGGUCUGCCUCGUCUGGAACACCAAGUUCAAGAAGUCUACCCCUGAAGAUAUCUUCCACUGCCAGUCGCCAGUCAUGAGCGCUACAUUUGCUAGGUUCCACCCGAACUUGAUCCUGGGCGGCACGUACUCUGGCCAGAUAGUUCUGUGGGACAACCGCGUACAGAAGCGUACACCCAUACAACGCACGCCGCUGUCUUCACUCGCACACACUCACCCAGUAUACUGUCUAUCAGUAGUAGGCAGUCAGAACGCCCACAACCUGAUCUCAGUGUCGACGGACGGCCGCAUGUGCUCGUGGUCCCUGGACAUGUUGUCCCAGCCCCAGGAGACGCUCGACCUGCAACACCGACAGAGCAAGGCCGUCGCUGUCACUUCCAUGGGAUUCCCACAUGGUGAUGUGAACAACUUUGUGCUGGGUAGCGAGGAUGGAAACAUUUAUACUGGAUGCCUAUACGGUCAGCGUGCGGGAGUGACAGAGAUGGUAGAGGGUCACGCCGGCCCCAUCACGGGCGUGUCGUGUCACGCCGCGGCCGGCUCCGUCGACCUCUCACAUCUAUACCUCACGUGCUCUAUGGACUGGAGCGUCAAACUAUGGACCCAGAAGGAGAACAAGGCGCUGUACUCGUUCGAGGACAGCGGUGACUACGUGGUGGACGUGCGCUGGUCGCCCACUCACCCCGCGCUAUUCGCGGCAGCUGAUGCUUCCGGACGCAUCGACCUCUGGAACCUAAAUAGGGAUACAGAGGUGCCAGUAGCAUCGAUCCAGGCCGAAGGCGGAGUAGCAUUCAACCGCGUGUCAUGGACUCCGUCAGGUACUCACAUCACCGCGGGAGACGACGCCGGCAAGAUAUGGGUCUAUGAAGUCGCUGAGCACGUCGCCCAACCUCGUCACGAUGAAUGGACGAAGUUCGUAUACACCCUACAAGAGUUACGUAAUAACCAAGCCGACGAGGAGACAGACCGACUGAGUCUGGCAGCCAGUGGCCCGUCGUCGCUGACCAGCCUCACCAGCAUGGCCAGCAACCCACUGAGGUAACUGCUGACCAACCAACGAAGGCCACAGUUGCCCUUGUGAGUCUAUACUUUGGAUAUGCUAGUGUGAUGUUGAAGAGAAAGACUGUUGAAAAGAAGUGAGGUGCGUAUGUGUAUAAUAUAAUAUAUUAUAGAUAUGUCUACAUAAACUACGCAAAGAAGAGUGAUGAAUCCAUUACUACCAGUCUAAGAAUAUUGUCUUCAAAUUGGUAGUAACUGGAAACUUGUAUGUGUCUUAAUGGUGUAGGAAUAUGGUUGAAUUUUGUAUGGCUUAUACAAUAACUGUGUAAGGAGUUAAACUAUGAUUUAACAGGAUGGAUAGAAUCAAUAUUACAUUAACAUAUUCAAAGUUUGUUCAGAACUGAGAUGUCAAGUUGCAGGAGAUGCAUAUGCAAGAUAAAUGUUUAGUUGCAAUAUACAAAUAUAUUUUAUGUCUAAUAUAUUAUGCACUUAUUGCAAUGUUAUAUAAAUGUUAGACAUUGUUGAUACUUAGAACUUUGCUUAAAUUAUUAAUGUAAGAUAAAUAUAUGGAGACAAAGAAUAUUUUUUCAAUAACGUGCUAACUGGCAGUAACACGCAAAUAUCGCUGUUUUGAAAAUAGUAAGCAAAGUCAUUGCACAACGCAAGUUGCUUUGUUAGAAGAGCGAAAAUAUUAAAAACAUUAAAAUAUUGAAUGUUGUAACUAAACAUAACUAUAAUUAUCUCAACUACAUCUCUCUCUUUAUAGAUAGAAAGGACACUUAAAUAUAAUUUUAAUGUUGAAUGAUAUGUAUAUUAGAGAUGAUAAGCAGCUGAUAAUAUACUUAUUUAUUAGUACCUAUUGUUACAAUGACACAAAAUAAACAUGAAAUUAGUGAUUAUUUUAAAUUGCAUUUUAGUCAAGUAAGUUACUGAACAAAAAUGUGAUGUACUUACUAUUCUAAUAAUAAUUAUUAUCUACUAAAACAGACAAGAACCGUUUUAUUUUGUGACAUAGUAACUCUAAAUUUGUAGGAAUAAAUCCCCAGUUUUAUGCUAAAGACAAUGUUAAUGUAACAGUUAAAUGCUAAGUUAGUUGUUUUGUGUUAUGCAAAACUUAGUUGUCUACAUAAUUAUAUUCAUAUCGCUAAUAUUUAUUAAGUACAGGUACCUAUUCAUAGUAUUACUCAAACUAAACAGAUAUUGCUUUAUUGUAAAAGUUAAAUCAAAUAAAAUAUUGCUUAUUGAAAAUUA
This is a messenger RNA of Spodoptera litura, 3563 nucleotides long. It is a transcript of the gene sw, whose product is annotated as cytoplasmic dynein 1 intermediate chain short wing. Gene Ontology annotation, molecular function: dynein light chain binding; dynein heavy chain binding. Gene Ontology annotation, cellular component: cytoplasmic dynein complex. The record is from RefSeq and is a predicted model, not a curated record. NCBI's taxonomy places the organism in Eukaryota, Metazoa, Arthropoda, Insecta, Lepidoptera, Noctuidae. Gene Ontology annotation, biological process: transport along microtubule.